This is a messenger RNA of Amoebophrya sp. A25, 2429 nucleotides long. Lineage: Eukaryota; Dinophyceae; Syndiniales; Amoebophryaceae. The record is from the annotation of a GenBank genome assembly.
UCGAUGUUGGUCUCUCAUCCUGACCAACGUCUACAUGGCUCGGACAAAACUAGCAAGACUAAGACGUAUUCCUCGUCUCGCAAGACUAAGGCGUUUUUCAAAGGUGAAAAGGAGGAUGACGUGGAGACCCUGGCGGAGAGAUUGUUACGGCGAUUUCACAGAGUCAAGCAGAAACACGGUGGUCAAGCAGAAACACAGAGUAAACAUCAAGCGCGUGGACGAUCACGCAUGCGGAGAGGUCGUGGAACAAGUACAAAUGUCAAGGCACGACAAGAAGAAGUAGACAACGAAAAAUACACAUCUGAUGUAGUUGUAGAUGACUCUACUUCUUUGGUUGUUGAAUCUCCACGAUCAUCUGGUGAAGAGCAAGAGGUUGGAAAGAUAGAAGUAGCACAUGAUGGACAACAGCAAGAGAGCACCAGCGAGACCCAAACCGGGUCCGGGAGCAUCGUCCAACAAGGUGUUCAGUCAACCUCAACAUCGAGUAGUAGAAAAACGCGACAGCGACAUAUUGUUCAAAAUCAUCGAAGAAGACGAAAACUACAUCGAAGUAGAGGACCACCUGCAACAUCGCCAUCCGAUGGAGAAGUUCUUGUUGACUCUCUAUCAUUCCUCGAAGAUCAUGGUAUCCUUCCUGCCACGAGAAGAGCUUGUUCAACAAGAAACUCCGAAGAAGAAGAUGACCAUUUUUCCCAGGAUCCUCUGAUUGCGGUCGCGGAUCCUCUGCGCCGGUUGCGGGAAUUGCUUGAUGAGCAAUUUACUAGACAGCGUGGGCGUCCGAUGAUGGGUGGUAGGAUGAGCCGGUUCCAGGUGGCUGCACAAGAACAUGAAGAUAGUGCAGGACGAGGACGACAACAUCAUCAACAUCAUCAUGGCGGUCGGCAGUUGCAUCUUCUCCAGCAGGGAGGGCGAGCCUUCGCAUCGAACUCUAGCAAUAGCAUUAUGUUGACAUAGUUGACGUUGAGGUGCGACGACCAAUAGUAGAUGAUUUAGAAGAAGAUGCUGGGUGAUAAUAUUGGUAGAGGAUGACAAAGACAAUGUGACUGGUAAGAACGUCUCCUCAAUUUUUUAGUUUUAGUUGAUCAUGUCAUGUUCAUGCUGCUCUGCGUCUAUUAAAUCAACAACUACAAGAACAUCCUCCUGACCUCCACGAAAAACCCACCAGCUGCAUGGCCUGUAUUCUAAAAGGCGCAACAGUACAACUGAUGAUGAUGUCGCAAACAUGGAGACCACGAAGUUGCUGACCACCUACACAGAUGGCCUCUUACACGUGGCGAACUGGUGCGCCGAACAAACGCUGGCUCUGGGUGCUCUUCUUCCCAAAGAAGAUCCGCUUUCACAUGGUCCCAAUGUCCAUCUUGACUAUCGAACACUUUACUCUCCGCAAGAGCAAGACCGCAAGAGCAAGAACGGAAAGAAAGGUUAUGAUGAUCUAAACUUGUAAAAAGGUUGAUCUAAAAGCACUAUGAUCUAACUUGUAAAAAGGUUGAUGAUCUAAACUUGUAAAAAGGUUGAUUAUGAUGAUCUAUAAACUUGGAAAAAGGUUGUUAAGGCAGCUUCCUUUAAUUCAUCUUGCGAAGCAUCUUAGAGCCUUCUCGUUUGAUCUUGUUGUUGUUGUUUUUGAUAGCUAGAAGUACUUAGUUUUUCAAAAUUAUAUUUUUUUUCGACUUGGUAGGCGAGGAAAGGUAGUACAACUAGUGCGAGAAGAUAAAGUAAUGACUAUUAUUUUUCGAGUGCAAGUGCAAGUUGCUUGAGAGUGUGUUGCGUUCCUUAUUUCGUCCCAACGAACUUAUUUGUAACUUUUAGUUGAGAUCUCUUAAUCUCCCUCCUCCUCCUCCUUCAUAACUCCGCAGGAGAGGAGCCAGUGAUUCCUGCUACGUCGUCUCGCGUGUAUCGACCUGUGUUUGAUUGGCUCAUCUUCGAAACGCCAGUGACAGUUGCUAUCCUCCUCACCGUAGGUGGUAUUGUCAUUUGCGCUACUGGCAGCUUGGUCUUAUCGGGGGUUUCCAGCGAACAAGUGAAGUGAAGCAUUCUUCUAUUUCCAAGAAGAUGAUUUAAAGAAAAUGAUAAGCUAGUUGAAUUUCGUGGGGGUUAUGUAUGAAUGUGCUUUUUCUUACAUUUUGAUUCCAACAGAACCUAGAGGUACACCGAUUACUUACUUGGCGAUAAAAAUUUCGUUGUUUGUCAUCAAACUCAACAAAUUGCACGUACACCUACACGAGAACUUGUUCAAUAAACAAACACAUGCCCGCUAAAAGCACCAGAAUAGAACAAGAACAAGUGAUCAAGAAAGUCUUCAUUUUGCAGGGUGUAUUCUUGAUGUUGUAAUUGUAGUAGAAGACUUCUUAAACCCGUUUUGUAGGAUCAUCCUUCGUCUUGGGGUAGCAGGCUGAUGGGGUAGUUCGUAGUUGAUGCACUAUAGAGGCGAG